UUAAGCAGAUACGAAUUGGGGUCGUGGUCCACUAUAUAUCAUCCCUGAACUUAGGGGCCAAUAUCUCCGUCAAGGUGAUUUCGGACAGAUGGCCCCGGUAAGAAUCAAAUAUAAUUGAAUCCGGAUUCCUAUUGCAAAGAAAGUUGGAUCUCGAACUGAAUCCUGAACGCGACAUUCCUCGAGAGAUUUUUCAGCAUCUAUGUUGAAUGCUGAGCAGAUGGAACGCUUUGGUUCAAAGAUACAUCAAAGAUGGGUUCUAUGGAGAGACUUUGAAUCUCUACUGUACGAUGCUCAAAAGCGGUCGCCCUCCUGAUAAUUUCACCUUCCCUCUUGUCAUCAAGUCUUGUGCUCAAUUGGGUAUUCUUAACGAUGGUAAGAAAAUUCAUGCCCACUCAAUUAUCAUGGGUUUGGAGAGUGAUGUCUUUGUACAGACUGCACUUGUCGAUAUGUACGGGAAAACUGGAGACCUGAGUUUUGCUCGCAAGGUGUUCGAUAAAAUGCCCAAAAGAAGCAUCGUCUCAUGGAAUGCGAUGAUUGAUGGUUACUGCAAAGUUGGUGAGUUCAGUGUGGCACUUGGGAUUUUUAAUAGUCUGUUGAUGGGUGAUUUGAGGCCCAAUUUGAGCAGCUUAGUGAGCAUUACAGCUGGCUCUGGUCAGUGUGGGUUUCCUGAGAUUGGCAGGUCGAUUCAUUGCCACGGGAUGAAGCUUGGGCAUGAUUUGGAUUCAGUAUUAUGUAAUUCCAUUAUGAAAAUGUACAUUGCGCUUGGGCUUGUGGAUUCUGCUCGCCUCGUUUUCAAUCUGAUGCUGGAAAGAUCAGUCGUUUCUUGGACUACUCUCAUUGGAGGGUACACAAAGAUUGGAAAUUUUCAUCAAGCCUUCUUGCUUUUUUCUCAAAUGCUUCUAGAAGGAACCAGGCCUGAUUCAGUCACAUUCAUAAACUUGUUACCAGGUUGUGUCGGUUUUGGAAGUGUUCUGGUGGGAAGCUCACUUCAUGCUUCCAUCAUUAAAAGCGGCUGCGAGCAUGAUGACCUUGCUAUGACUGCUCUUGUAUCGAUGUACAUGAAAUUCCAUGAUGCAAAUUCUAGCCGUAAAUUGUUCGAAGUUAGAAGUGACAAGAGUGUCUUCUUGUGGACGUCGUUGAUCACUGGUUAUGUUCAAAAUGGGGAUCCAAGUGAAGCUCUGGUUCUGUUUCAAAAGAUGCUGAAUUCACAUACGAAACCAAAUGAAAUAACCAUCUCAAGUGCUCUAUCUGCUGCUGCUGAAUUGGGUUCGUUGGCAAUGGGAAAAUGGAUAGAAGAGUAUAUCUACACCAAUAAAAUCAAGAUGAGCAUUCGCGUUGCUACUGCUCUUAUCAACAUGUACUGCAAGUGUGGAAGCAUUGAAGAUGCUAGAGGACUAUUCGACCGAUCUCCUAAUAGAGAUUUGGCCUUGUGGAGCUCUAUGAUUAUAGGAUAUGCAAUUAAUGGUAAGGGGAAGGAAGCCAUUGGUCUCUUCUCUGAUAUGCUAAAAGAUGGUACAAGGCCAGAUGACAUGGUCGUCACUGGAAUACUUACUGCUUGUUGCCACAGUGGUUCAGUUACAGAUGGACUUCAUUACUUUUUAAGUAUGAAGAAUGACUUUAAUAUAGAGCCUAAACUUGUUCAUUAUUCAUGCAUGAUUGAUCUUCUUAGUCGUGCAGGCUACUUGGAUGAGGCAUGGAAGAUCAUUCAAGAGGUGCCCAUAGAUUACCAGGUGGCAUUAAUGGCUCCAUUUCUGAGUGCAUGUAAGACUCAUGCCAAUGUUGGCUUAGCAGAGGCUGCUCGUCCAUUACUUGAGCAUCAGCCUAGUGGUUGUGGAAGUCAUGUUUUGUUGUCUAACAUAUACGCAGCAGCUGGAAAGUGGGAUAUGGCAGAAAGCACUAGAGGCUUGGUUCAGCAGAAGGGUUUGGUGAAGGAAGCAGGUUGCAGCAAGCUUGAAGUAGAUACUGUCGACCAUUUUUUUGAAAGGCGGGUGAUCUAACAGUGUUCAAGAAGAAUCCUGGUUGAAUUGCAGGAAAAAUCUCACACGGUGUCUCUAACUAAGAUUCUAAACUAAAUGGACGAUUAAAAAUUCUGUCCUAAAGAGCCCAUUCCUCAGUUUUGAUAGUUAUGAAAAUUAACUUGUAUAUCUAAAAACUUAUCGUCUUCUGAUUUUUUUUUUUAAGAUCUUCCCAAUAGUUCUAAUAAUUCUGGAUAUAUCUGAGUGCGUUUUAGAACACCAAAACUGAGAACACGCGAUCCACGUGAGCUGUUCAUGUUGGAUUUUCUUCAUGGGGCGUUGGGUCCAUGUGAAGUUUGCUGGG
Molecule: messenger RNA, 2319 nt
Organism: Nymphaea colorata (pocket water lily)
Lineage: Eukaryota; Viridiplantae; Streptophyta; Magnoliopsida; Nymphaeales; Nymphaeaceae
Product: pentatricopeptide repeat-containing protein At4g19191, mitochondrial-like
Exons: 1
Coding region: 207-1997 (596 amino acids)
Biological process (GO): RNA modification
Cellular component (GO): intracellular membrane-bounded organelle
Molecular function (GO): RNA binding; protein binding
Source: RefSeq, a predicted model, not a curated record